GGCCGGGCGCGGCGGGGCGGCGCCCCCGCGGGCCCACCCGGCGCGGCGGGAGGGGCCGGGCGGCGGCAUGGGCACGCUUGCUCUGACGGUGGAUUGAAGCGCACCGGUGCUGGUGCUGCAGCCAGCACGACGGAGAGCAGGCAGGCGAGGCACCCCGUGGCGGGCAGCCGGCACCGCGCUCCAGCCUCCAGGGAUGGCCGAUAAGUGCAGCGAGGGGCUGCUGAACGGCACCGUGCCCGGGGAGCGGGGCAAGCAGGACAAGAGCGUCAAGCGCGGCAACUGGGGCAACCAGAUCGAGUUCGUGCUGACCAGCGUGGGCUAUGCCGUGGGGCUGGGCAACGUCUGGCGCUUCCCGUACCUCUGCUACCGCAAUGGGGGAGGUGCCUUCAUGUUCCCCUACUUCAUCAUGCUGGUGUUUUGCGGCAUCCCCCUCUUCUUCAUGGAGCUCUCCUUUGGGCAGUUCGCCAGCCAGGGCUGCCUCGGCGUCUGGAGGGUCAGCCCCAUGUUCAAAGGCGUGGGCUACGGGAUGAUGGUGGUGUCCACGUACAUCGGGAUCUACUACAACGUGGUGAUCUGUAUUGCCUUCUACUACUUCUUUGUGUCCAUGACGCGCGUGCUGCCCUGGACAUACUGCAGCAAUACCUGGAACACGCCCGACUGUGUGGGGGUGCUGGACGGGAACCUCUCCAGCCGCGCUGCCCUCAACAUCACCCGCCUCCUCAACACCACCCAGAAGCGCACCAGCCCCAGCGAGGAGUACUGGAGGAGGUACGUGCUGGACCUGUCGGAUGACAUCGGGAACCUGGGCGAGGUGCGGUUGCCCCUCCUGGGGUGCCUCGGCGUCUCCUGGGUCGUCGUCUUCCUCUGCCUCAUCAAGGGUGUCAAGUCCUCGGGGAAGGUGGUGUACUUCACGGCCACCUUCCCCUACGUGGUGCUCACCAUCCUCUUCGUGCGCGGCAUCACGCUGGAGGGGGCCCUCACCGGCAUCAUGUACUACCUGACGCCCCAGUGGGACAAGAUCCUCGAUGCCAAGGUGUGGGGUGAUGCGGCCUCGCAGAUCUUCUACUCGCUGGGCUGCGCCUGGGGCGGGCUCAUCACCAUGGCCUCCUACAACAAGUUCCACAACAACUGCUACCGGGACAGCAUCAUCAUCAGCAUCACCAACUGCGCCACCAGUGUCUACGCCGGCUUCGUCAUCUUCUCCAUCCUGGGCUUCAUGGCCAACCACUUGGGCGUGGAUGUCUCCAAGGUGGCCGACCACGGCCCCGGCCUCGCCUUUGUCGCCUACCCCGAGGCCCUCACCCUGCUCCCCAUCUCGCCCCUCUGGUCCAUCCUCUUCUUCUUCAUGCUCAUCCUGCUGGGGCUGGGCACACAGUUCUGCCUGCUGGAGACGCUGGUCACGGCCAUCGUGGACGAAGUGGGCAACGAGUGGAUCAUCCGCAGGAAGACCUUCGUGACGCUGGGGGUGGCCGUGGCGGGCUUCCUGCUGGGCGUCCCGCUCACCACGCAGGCGGGCAUCUACUGGCUCCUGCUGAUGGACAACUACGCUGCCAGCUUCUCCCUGGUCGUCAUCUCCUGCAUCAUGUGCGUGGCCAUCAUGUACAUCUACGGGCACCACAACUACUUCAAGGACAUUGAGAUGAUGCUGGGCUUCCCGCCUCCACUCUUCUUCCAGAUCUGCUGGCGCUUCAUCUCGCCCGCCAUCAUCUUUUUCAUCCUGGUCUUCACAGUGAUCCAGUACCGGCCCAUCUCCUACAACGACUACGUCUACCCCACCUGGGCCAUCAGCAUCGGCUUCCUCAUGGCGCUCUCCUCCGUCAUCUGCAUCCCCAUCUACGCCAUCUACAAAGUGUGCUGCUCUGAGGGGGACACACUGCUGGAGCGCUUGAAAAAUGCUACCAAGGCAAGCAAGGACUGGGGCCCGGCGCUGGCAGAGCACCGCAGCGGGCGGUACGCCCCGGUGUUCAGCCCCUCCACCGAGUCCCACCUAGAGGUGCAGCCCCUGCAGCCGGAGAAGGGCCGGAGCGAGGCGGCAGCUGCCUCCCCUGUGCAGGGCAGCAACGGCUCAGCCCACAGCCAGGACUCCAGACUGUGACCCCCCUGCCGUCCCCGCACCCCCUCUAACCCCUCCCGCGCGGUGACACUUCUGCACCUUCCGCUGGCGGAGCCUGGCUCCGGGCCGCACCGGACCGCGGGGGGCUCUCAGCGCCUGUCCCCGAGACCCCCCCACCUCCUCGCCGGUUAACCCCCUCACCCCCCCCCCGUGGCGUUCGUUAACCCUCGUGUUUACGGUAACCUUUGUGCGCGACGCUGGGACAAGAGAGGAGGGGGCACAGCCCCGGGAGGGCUGGGAACCAGAGGCACUUUGCAGGGGCCUUGCCCCGGGGGGAUGCACAGGAUGGGGGGAGCGGGAUGGCCCCUGGCUCCUGGCCCCCCCCCACCCCCCGCAGCCAGGCAGCCUGCCCCGCCGUGGGGCACCCUCCUGGCCUACCUGUGGGGAGGGCGUGGGGUGGGACCAGGGCUGGGGCACGGCGGGACUGCCCGCAGCCCCACCCCAAGCUGUCUGUGCACAGGGCUGUCAUGGCAGGGGUUGGCAUUGCAGGGACCCCCAGCCUGGGUGGGCACCCGCUGUGGCUCAGAGCCUGCAGGGUCCCAUGGGUGGCCGUGCCCAGGGACGGUGCCAGGCACCGGGCCAGCACAAGGAGACGGGGGCAAGCAUGCUGCCUGCAUGGGCAGCGGGAUCUCACGGCACAAGACACAAGCACUUAGAGCACACGUGUGCACAUGUGUGUCCCUCACAGACACGGUAUGGGCACGCAUGUGGCGUACGUGGGCAUGCACAUACAGACGGUACCCCGGGGCUGUGCAGGCGGCGAGCUGGUAUGCCCCCCGUCACACACCCCUGCACCCUGUGGUCCCAUUGGGGGGGGCUGUGGGUGCUCGCCUCGGUGGCCAGGCACUGCCCACAAAGCUGGGCGCAGCCGUAAGCAGCAUGGGCACAGCCCAGCACUGCUGCCUGCCCCACGGUGGGGCAGGAGGCUGGGGAGCACUUAAGCCUGGCCGGGGGAUGAUGGGGCAGGGCCGGGGUCCAGCUCUCCCCAGCAGCCCCAGCACAGGUGGGGAGGGACCUUCCAUGGUGCUAAGGGGGAGCAGGAUGGACCGGCCCCCCCAGCUGCUGCUAGCGAGAGGUACCAGCGGAGACGCAGAGGGCUGCACCAGCCCACUCACUCCGAGCCAUCUGGGGACGCUCAGUCCCCAACCAGUAUUAGUGGAGCAGGAUGCACUGGCAAAGGCCGGGUGGUUUUAAAUGUGUCUUCCAGCUCCAGCUAAAGGGCUUGGAGCUCUCAAUUUGGGGUGGAUGGGGUGAGACCCUUCCCACCCCGCUGCUCCCCUCCCAGCCAGCACCCUGCGCUCCCCAUGCCGCAGCCCCAAGGCUGGCACAGGGACAUGGCACGGCUUGGCAUGGUGGUGGCAGGCGGUGGGCGCUGAGCCCUGGCAGGUUGUUCCAGCUCCCCCGUCCCGAGCCCCCCGCCGUGCCACGGUGAGGGGCGCAGGUUCCCGCAUGGUGCCCGUGCCCUGCCCCACGUGUCACGCCGCUACUCUUCACCUCUAAUUGUUAGCAAUAACGCGCGCGUCCCUGGGCAGCGUUGCCUGUGCCAGUGUCUCUCCUGGUGUAGAGUUCUAAAGUAUUCUAGAUUUUAAUGAGAUUUAUAUUCCUGA
Gymnogyps californianus (California condor) is the source of this 3720-nucleotide messenger RNA. RefSeq names its product solute carrier family 6 member 9 (gene SLC6A9). The record is from RefSeq and is a predicted model, not a curated record. The coding region runs from base 194 to 2095 and encodes 633 amino acids. The transcript is spliced from 14 exons. Lineage: Eukaryota; Metazoa; Chordata; Aves; Accipitriformes; Cathartidae. Gene Ontology annotation, molecular function: glycine:sodium symporter activity. Gene Ontology annotation, cellular component: plasma membrane. Gene Ontology annotation, biological process: sodium ion transmembrane transport; synaptic transmission, glycinergic; neurotransmitter transport.